AUGCAUGCUUCACCUGCUUAUCCUCAGCAGAUUCUUUUCACAGCGUCUGUUCCUGAGAAUAUGUUUACUGUAGAAGAAGUUCCUAUUAUUGCGUCUAUUGUAGAGUUACCAGAGUCACGUAAUCUAUCGGACAAAGCUGAAGAUGUUGACGUCAUGCCUCGCGACACUCUUGGAAUGUUCCAGAAUCUUACUGCGGCUGCAGCACAUGUUAUGACAUCAUAG
Messenger RNA from Suillus fuscotomentosus, 222 nucleotides. RefSeq lists its product as uncharacterized. NCBI's taxonomy places the organism in Eukaryota, Fungi, Basidiomycota, Agaricomycetes, Boletales, Suillaceae. The record is from RefSeq and is a predicted model, not a curated record. The transcript is spliced from 2 exons. Bases 1 to 222 code for a protein of 73 amino acids.